AUGCCACGGUUGACGGUUGUAACUAAAAAUGUGCUGUAUCCAUUGCAAAAGACCUUUGCAGCGGGCAGUUACGGGCAGGCUGGAACAAGGUCAUUAGCUUCCGUGGUGGAAGCUACGUCGAGAAACGCCAACACCAACGCCAACGCCAGAGUGGACAUGAAAGUAAGCGAGCGGAUCUAUAAGUGGACAAAGGCAGGUGUGGAACAAGGUAAGGAACAUUUCAAAGUUGGUGGAAACAGGGUCUACUUCCCAAAGGCCAGAAUAAUCCUACUAAGACCCAACGCGAAGCAUACGCCAUACCAAGCAAAAUUCAUCGUCCCAAAAUCGUUCAACAAGCUGGACCUGAGGGACUACCUCUACCACGUCUACGGGUUAAGAGCAAUGAACAUCACGACGCAGCUGCUGCACGGAAAGUUCAACCGCAUGAACUUGCAAACCACUCGAUUCAGGGAACCGCAGAUCAAGAAAAUGACUAUCGAGAUGGAGGAACCGUUUAUUUGGCCCGAGGAGCCUCGCCCGGGCGAAAACACCUUUUGGGACAGCACCACACCGGACAACAUGGAAAAGUAUCGCGAGGAAAGACUGAACUGUCUGGGCUCCGACGCUAACAAGCCUGGCACAGCUUUCGACGGGGUUGUGGGACCCUACGAGCGGGUGGCCCAACCUUUUGUACCCCGGUUCUGGAAACGAGAGAUGGACAAUAAGCGAGAGCGUUACUCCGCGGAACUGCAGCGCGCAGACAAGCUUAUCGCCCUGGACAGGUAUGUAAAGGAUCUUCACUGA
Messenger RNA from Saccharomyces kudriavzevii IFO 1802, 783 nucleotides. RefSeq names its product mitochondrial 54S ribosomal protein uL23m (gene MRP20). Gene Ontology annotation, biological process: mitochondrial translation. Gene Ontology annotation, molecular function: structural constituent of ribosome. The transcript has a single exon. Bases 1 to 783 code for a protein of 260 amino acids. Gene Ontology annotation, cellular component: mitochondrial large ribosomal subunit; ribosome. The record is from RefSeq and is a predicted model, not a curated record. NCBI's taxonomy places the organism in Eukaryota, Fungi, Ascomycota, Saccharomycetes, Saccharomycetales, Saccharomycetaceae.